This is a messenger RNA of Hyaloscypha bicolor E, 957 nucleotides long. Its product is annotated as NAD(P)-binding protein. The transcript is spliced from 4 exons. Bases 73 to 957 code for a protein of 294 amino acids. The record is from RefSeq and is a predicted model, not a curated record. NCBI's taxonomy places the organism in Eukaryota, Fungi, Ascomycota, Leotiomycetes, Helotiales, Hyaloscyphaceae.
GUAAAUGUUCAUUUGAACCGCAACAAAUCCAAUGACUCACUCGAUUUAGCAACUAUAAAGACGUAGAACAGCAUGGUCUUUGGAUUCGCUGAUAGUGGAUUUCGCCCCGAUGACGACAUACCCGACCUCUCGGGGAAGGUAAUUCUGGUUACUGGAGGAAACUCCGGCCUUGGACAAGAAUCAGUCCUUCAACUAGCAAAGCAUAACCCAAGUCAGAUAUUCCUGGCUGCACGGAGCCCAGACAAGGGACAAGCUGCAAUCCACAACAUAAAAGAGGUCGUACCAAAGGCAAACAUAACUUUUUUGCAACUGGAUCUGACAUCCUUUGCUUCUAUUGUCGAGGCAGCAAAGGUUGUCAAUUCUUCCGUCAGUCGGCUUGACAUCCUCAUGAAUAAUGCUGGCAUAAUGAUGACACCGCCUGGUACCACUAAAGAUGGCUACGAAAUUCAAUUUAGCACCAACCAUAUGGGACAUGCUCUCCUUACCAGUCUUCUGCUCCCCAAACUCCUAUCAACUGCCGAAGAAGUGAAUGCGGAUGUGCGUAUUAUUACCCUCAGUUCAGUUGGACACCUGUGGGCUCCAAAGGGCGGUUUACAACUGGAGACUCGUUAUGGCCAAUCUAAGCUUGCGAAUAUUCUCUAUUCCAUCGAGCUCUCCCGUCGGUAUCCAGCGAUACGCUGUGUUUCCGUACAUCCAGGCAGUGUGAAAACUGGCUUGAGUCGUGGGUUGAAGGAAUCUUAUCCUUUUGCCGCCCCGUGGACGGGGUUAUAUUCACUCAAUGUUCAACAGGGAACACUGAACCAACUAUGGGCCGCGACUUCCAAAAAAGCAGAAACUGGGAAGUAUUACAAUCCUGUAGCGGUAGAAGUGCCCGGCUCAGAGUAUGCUCAGGAUUUGGGUUUGGGUAAGAAACUGUGGGAUUUCACUGGAGCAGAGCUUGUGAAGUUCGCGUCAUAA